CAGGGGCUGGUGUAGGAAAGCACAGGCUGAGCGGUUCACCACUGUUUUCCUUCCUCCAGGGAGGGACUGGAGCGAGGAAACAUUUUAUAUAUAUAUAUAAUCCUAUCACAUAUUUUGUAAAAUAUUUAGUUUAGAGGCUAAACAAAAGACAGCUGGCUCCUUGUGACUGACCAUGACCUGCCUAUUCAAGACGUUUUCGACACCGUUGGGUUCAUUUUUCUGAAUAAGAUAUUCGUGUAAAACGGUGAAAUAGGAAUAGAAAUAUUUCGAGUACUGUACAUUACUAAUACUAACCGCAAACGGAGCUAAACACCGCUCGGUAAAGAAGAGUCGUGUUUGUCUUUUAUUUAUGUUUAUACAAAUAUAUUCGCUACUGAAAUGGAGGACGGCUUGGCGUCAGAAGACGAUAUCUUGCUGCACUCAGAAAAGGUGUUUCACAAUGCUGCAAAACGGAAUGACACAGGAAAGAUGCUGGAGCUUAUUAGGAAUGGGGUAGACAUCAAAGCUAAAAAUAAAGUAGACAGGAAGGCACUGCACUGGGCUGCAGGUGCAGGUAGUGAAGAUGCAUUGCGUCUGCUGCUGGAGCAUGACACAGAGCUGGAUGAUGAAGACAGUUUUGGCAUGAGUGCACUGCUUUUGGCUGCAUGGUUUGGUCACCUUAAAAUAUUGAAGAUCCUUGUCUCAUCUGGUGCAAAACUCAACUGUGAAAACAAAAAUGGGCUGAAUCUUCUGCACUGUGCUGCACAACGAGGUCAUAUUCAUAUUCUCGAGUACAUCAUGGAGGAUCUGGAGGAUGUAAGACUUGACAGAGCUGACAAGUCAGGUAAGACAGCAUUUCAUCUGGCAACAGAACAUGGACAGUUGGAAGUGACGGAGUAUCUUAUUGGCAUGGGCUGUGCUCACGACCUCAAGGACAAGGAGGACAACACUGCACUCCAUCUGGCAGCGAAACACGGCCAUGCUGAAGUUAUUCAGAAGAUUCUGGAAACAGGGGAAAACAUCAACAACAGGAAUAUUGACGGUCUGACCGCUUUACACUUGUCUGUGGAUGGAGGACAUUAUGACUGUGUCAGGCUGCUGCUUGAGGCUCACUGCAAUGUCAAUGAACUCACAAAUAGGAAUAUGACUUCUCUUCACUUCGCAGCCCAGCAUGGAUUUGAAAGAGAGGCCAAGCUUCUUGUGGAGUCUGGAGUUAGUGUGGACUCGGUGAACACUAAUCAUUCCACCGCACUGCACUUAGCAGUGUUCAACAACUACACAGAGAUUGUUAAAAUACUCAUUGAUGCAGAAUGUGACCUAGAUGUUUUUGAUGAGCGGCUUCAAACAGCCCUGCACAUAGCAGCAGAACACGGACGCCAAAACAUAGCUGAACUGAUCCUCGUUGCUGGGGUUAACCUUAAACUUCUCGACAAGCAGGGAAAGACAUCACUGGACAUUGCAGCCAGAAGCAAUCAUGUGAACGUGGUCGACAUGAUUAUCAAAGCGGAUAGAUUUUACAAAUGGGAACAGGACAAUGUGAACUGCACAGAGUCGUUAGUGGGAAGGAAUGUGACAUUCAAACAAGACCAUCAGCAGGAGACAGAGCACAUUCGCUCCAUCUUGUGGAAAUUAGCCACGAAAUACCUGAAAGCUGGCGAGUGGAAGACACUGGCGCAGCAUUGGCACUUCACAGACACACACAUCCGAGCCAUAGAACAUGAGUGGACAGGUACUAAAAGCUAUAAGGACCAUGGGCAUCGCAUGCUGCUGAUCUGGCUGCAUGGUGUGUUGAUUGCUGGAGAAAACCCAAUUAAAAGCUUGUAUGAAGGGCUCAUGGGAAUCUCAAGGAAGGAUCUGGCAGAGAGUAUGCGGCAGCAGGCCAAUGCAGACCCCGCUACUCCAAAGAAGUGUGCAACAAUGUGAAACUGAGGAAAUUAAGUUUACAGCAAUAGAUAAAGGAUGAAACCCAGGUUUUUCAGAAGAUUCUUUCCUCAACACGCUGAUAUAAUCAGUUUUGAAGGGCUACUAUGUUACUACCUGUCGAUCCGUAUGCCAGUGAAAAGCAGAUAAUUGAACUUUUAAAUUUUAUGCAAAUAUGCAGAAUUCUGUGAUGUGACAUAUCCAAAUGGUUGUAUAAAUUCCUUAGAUGUAGGUCUGCCCUGCUUAUAUUAAAUUAUAUAGUGUAAAAUAUACAGAUAUAGCUGAGCAAUAGCUAGGAGUUUUUCCACUUUCAGACAAUUCAAACCAGCAAACGUACCAUUCAGAAAACGUCAGACAGCACAACAAUAGCUGCAUAGUAAAGUAUUAAAGAUAAGAUAUAAAGACAUAUGAUAUGAUUUCUAAGAUAGAAAAUGAACCAGCAUCAGCAACUUGUCACCUUUAUUUUGUUGUAAUUCCAGGGUUAAGAGGCUACAGCUACAAGCACUGUGUUAAUUUACACUGUGUUCCAAAAAAAAAAAAAAUUAUUAUAAUCGAAUCCGUUUUUAAUGCAUUGCAUUGCCGGUAUACUGUCAUUCAAACAUUAUCAUUUAAUUCGCGACUCUAACUGCACUGAUUCUCCUGCGCAAGGUUUGGCUAGGUUUGACUCGACAACCGAGGAGAAAGAUUUUGGAAAAUAGGGGAUAAAUGUCCAACCAGGGAGACUCGUUUGUCAGUGUUUGCCAUCUUAUGUUGCAAAAAUCACUUUAUUCUCUAUCCCUAAAUCCGCUGUUUUUUUUUUUUGUAAAUACAUGAACUGUUUCACUUGCAUGGCUUUAACCAAAUAUCUAUAUCACAUGCUGUAGCAUGAAAAGACUUGCCUUUAACUGUGACUUCAAAUAUGUUUUUAAAAAAAACUGUUGAUGUAUAUACAUGUAUACUUUGAAUGAAAAGGUUUCAUUGCUUAAAUGUGUUUAAUUAGCAUUUUAAGGCUACAAUAAGGAUAUUUUGGGAAGAUUUACCUUUAUCUCAUACAUUAUAAAUUUAAUCACAAGCAGAUUGAAUUCUAGAAUUAUUAUUUCUUUAAGAAUCUUUCAAAACAAUAUUUUCUAAUAAUGUUUAAUACUCAGGUAACGUUUUAGCUCAUAAAAUGUCCUGUUUACAGCUUUAAAAUGUAAUUAAGUAAUAAGAAAUAUUAUUAUUAUCAGUACUGGAUAAAUAAAGUAAAUAAUUGUCAAGUCCUAAUGGAUGUCUAAUAAAUUACUUACAUACAAUUCAUUCAGAUGGUAGAUGAUGCAGCAAUGCAUACGGUAAUGUGUUAAUUUUUUUUUUUUGGCUUUUAAACGAUUAUAGCUGAAGGGAACCAAGUUGGAGACUGUGUUCCAAGAUGAACCUGAAUAAACUUGUGCUCCUCUCAUGACUAUCAGACAUCCUGGGAAAAAAAAAACUUUGCCAUUUAUUGUAAGAGCACUUGGUACACAGCACUGAAAUCAGUGAACCUGAGCAAGAUCCUCAGAAUUGAACUCCUCUUACAGGAGUCUGGGAGAAGAUUCAGUUUAGAGGCUACAAGCAUGAAUAUGGUCACAAGGGGAGAUUUUUUUAAUGUGUGCAAUAAAAAUACUGAAUCUGAA
This is a messenger RNA of Tachysurus fulvidraco (yellow catfish), 3527 nucleotides long. RefSeq names its product ankyrin repeat and death domain containing 1A (gene ankdd1a). Bases 379 to 1902 code for a protein of 507 amino acids. NCBI's taxonomy places the organism in Eukaryota, Metazoa, Chordata, Actinopteri, Siluriformes, Bagridae. Gene Ontology annotation, molecular function: protein binding. The record is from RefSeq and is a predicted model, not a curated record. The transcript has 15 exons. Gene Ontology annotation, biological process: signal transduction.